GUGCUCCCACACACAUCUAUCGCUCACACUAUCAGCUACUCUUCUCUACCAUCUCACCUCCACUACCACAUCGCCUCUGCUCCACCACUACGCCGCCCACUCAACGGCAAUGGCUGCUGCUCAGUGACGGCCCCACCGACCGGCUAUGCCGGGAGACGACGCGUCCUACCUCCUCUGCGCCGAGGACGCCGGCGGUGCCUUCUUCUUUGCCGACGUUGCGGCCAGCACCUGCACCACGGCCACCGACGAUGACUGGUGCUCCCGCGCCGAGGAUGAGGAGUCGGCUGCGGCGUCCUUCGUCGCCGAGCUCAUCGGGGGCGAGGCCGACUACUCGCCCCGGUCAGACUACCCUGACCGGCUCCGGUCAAGGUGCAUCGACCCCACUGCCCGGGCGGACUCUGUUGCGUGGAUUCUCAAGGUACAAGAAUACUACGGCUUCCUGCCCUUGACGGCCUACCUCGCCGUGAACUACAUGGACCGGUUCCUCUCCCUCCACCGGCUGCCGCAGGAGGAUGGAUGGGCAAUGCAGCUGCUAGCUGUGACCUGCCUCUCCUUGGCUGCCAAGAUGGAAGAGACCCUUGUGCCUUCCCUCCUAGACCUACAAAUAGAGAGCACAAGAUAUAUCUUCGAGCCGCGUACGAUCCUUCGAAUGGAGCUUCUUGUUCUGACGGCACUUAAUUGGAGGCUCCGGUCGGUCACACCUUUCAUGUUCAUCGACUUCUUCGUUUGCAAAGUUGAUCCGAGAGGGAAGAACACACGAUAUCUGAUCGGCCGAGCCACACAAAUGAUUUUAGCUGCAAUGCAUGACAUCGAGUUCUUAGAUCACUGCCCGUCGUCAAUGGCUGCUGCGGCGGUGCUAUGCGCCACCGGUGAGAUGCCAUCCUUCGCAUUGGUCAACCCUAGGCUUGCAGUCAAUUGGUGCAUUGGCCUAGCCGAGGAAGGGGUCAGAAGCUGCUACAAACUAAUGCAGCAGCUGGUGAGUGGCAAGAGGACAGCCACAGCAGCUGCAGUAGCAGUUAACCUAUGCUCAGAUGAGGUUCUAUCCUCUAAUUCCUCCUCCUGCACCACCCCUCCCCCACCCAAGAGGAGGAAGAGGUCACCUCCACCAGUCACAUGAAAAGAGUGCAAGUAGAUAACAUCAGUUUACCUGGGUCUUUUUUUGUCAGAUUAAUAGGGUUUGAUCUCUUCCUGUUGUUGUGUUGUUGUGAUUCUUUUUCCCAUUUGUUCUCUUCUUUUGGGGCUCUUUCUUUUUACACCUUGGUGGGGGCUCUCCUUGCUUGGCCCGGCCUGUUGAUCUAUGCCAUCAUGGCAGCCUCUGCACUGCCAGUCUGUGAAGGAUGUGAGAAAUAUCAGAGAAAGAGAGUGAAACAUGGAGGCAUGUGUGUUUUUAUGUGCUUACAGCCUGUGGGUCUUCACCCCAAUGCAGAAUUGCAGAGGAUACAUUGAUUAGAUAGUGAGAGGGAGAAGCCAUGGCUGGUACUAGCAGAAAAGAAAAGUAAAAGGAUGGCACCAAUGCACAGCAUGUUUGCAUAGCAUUGCAUGGAGAUGGGGGUGUGAAGGUGGUCAAGGAGGAAUGGUCAGAGCUACAGCCAAGGUGUAGUAGGCUUUCCCUGGCAAGCUCUCUGUGCAUAUUCAUGAGGGAGAAAAUUGUUUGUUUGUUUGUUUCCGAGUGGUUUGUUUGUAUUUUGCUGAUUGUUACCGAGAGAGAGAGAGAGAGAGAGAGAGAGAGAGAGAGAGAGAGAGAGAGAGAGAGGAAAGAGGAGGCAUGGUGUACUGGGAGGCACAUGCAUGCCCUAGUGUGAUGCUCUGGAGUGAAAUAUUUGUCCAUCUCCAGGCUAACAGUGUCCAAGCAUGAGGCCUUUGGGGGCCCUUGCUAUUUGUUAUCACUUGAACUUUUUUUCCAUCAUGAUCAAUAAAAGAUGUUGCAAUCUAAAUUAUCUUGAAGGAGUA
Lolium perenne is the source of this 1950-nucleotide messenger RNA. RefSeq names its product cyclin-D2-1. The record is from RefSeq and is a predicted model, not a curated record. Lineage: Eukaryota; Viridiplantae; Streptophyta; Magnoliopsida; Poales; Poaceae.